CAAAAAAUCACAUCGACGUAUUUAAUCAAAAUUCAACGAGAUUAUGACAUAAACGACGUCCCUUGCUAGCUGGGUAGUUGAAUACCGAAGUAAUAGACAGAAAUUUAAUGUGUAAAAAAUGCUGUCGUAUAUCAUUACUCCAAAGUUUGGAGACAUUUUUGGAGAUUACUGGAUACAAGGACCAUUUUUCAGUGAUGGGCAUACAUUGUGCGGUUGCAUGUAUGGCACUUCUGUCAGGAUUCUUCUUGCCAUUAAAUUACUAUUAUAUCAGCAGUCAACUAUAAUACAUACGUGAAAAUUCUUAAUUAAAAAGAUGCAGAAGAUGAUGACAUAUAAUAAUUAAUGACAAUGACAGCUCAAUUGGAUAUUCGAUUAGGGAUAUAUUUCAAAUUAAAUACUAAAUUUAAAGGUUUUAUUUAAUAAUUACCCAUCUAAGUCAUUAUCCAAAUCCCCGGUCUUCUUGAAGGAUGGCGACGGAGGAUAACGGCAAUAUUAUGGCAGGACUAUUCAAACCGACUUCGAGUAGCAACGAGGAUCUCAGCGAAUACACAGAUGCUGACGAAAGCAUUUCAGCUCCCACGGAAAUUUUAGCGGAGUUUUUAUCCGCCGUUAUGUUGAAGGAUUACGUGACAGCACUUAAAUACUGCAAACUAAUUCUGCAAUACGAACCGGACAAUAGCACGGCGAAGGAAUUUUAUCCCCUCAUUCUAGAAAAGCUCCAGCCACUAAAUAACGAUGAAGGAGGCAGUAACAGUGAGGAUGAAGAAGGAAGUGAUGAUAGUACGAGCUCUAGUACGGACUCAGAAAAUACGACUUCAGAAGACAGCAGUGAUGGCCAAAUGGAAGAAGAAGACGGUAUGAUGGUAGGUAAUAGUGGAGGAAACAAACGAUCCAAAGGUUCAUCAGAGGGCGAUGGUACAACGGGAAGCUAUUCAAGUCUCGAGGACGACGAAGCUGAAACUGUCGACCAGUUAGCAGCUCUGGCCGCUCGAUAUCAAAUCGACAACGUCAAUCUUGGCAAUGGAAACAAAAUAUAUAAUACGCAGCAGCUGUCCUCGAACCUUACCUACCAAAACAAAGCGGCUAUGGGCAAAAAUAAGUCGGCACCUCUGACCGGAAAUGUCAACACGGCGACUCACGGUCAGAAUCAGAAGGGAAACAACCCAUUUCCGUUUGGAACCAGUUCAGACUCAGAAUCUCCAACGGAACCGGUCAGCCAAAAAACCGUAGCUAUGCUCAGAGCUAAAGUGGUGCCAAAUCAAAUUUAAAUUGUAUACAAUUGUGUAGAAGUUAUUUAGACAUUUGAAAUCCGUGAGAUAUGAAUAGUUAAUUAAAUUUACAAGCCGAGGUGCUUACAAUAUUUUUCAUACUACUAACAACAUUACAAUCGGUCUUUUCACCUUUAAGCAAAGAGGAAAGUCACUUCGUGCUGAUACUUUACUUGGAACUCCGGUCUUUUCAGGUAUUUGUGUCCGUCAACUGGCAAAUUAAAACUUAUUUGAAAUAAAUCGAUGCUUUUAUAUUGGUUACUACAAUUUUUAUGUCAUAUUUCUGUCAGGGAGGUAAGAAAUUUGUAGUUAUUUUUAAACUGAAAGAAGGCAUUUUAUACAGAAAAGACGUGAAGUGAAGUAAGAGAGUAAGAUUUUUUGAUGUAAGAAAAAUGACUAUUUUGAUAUUUAAAUAAUAAUAGACGUUUGUAAUAAUAUUAAUACCUAUUUGACGAGGUUUAAAAUCAUGAUCUAUUAAUUCCAGUAUUUUACAUCGGGUUUAAGCUAAAGAUCUUAUCAGAUUAUUACUGCCAAAAUUAUGUCUCAUCAAAUUGAUAUUAAAAUAUUUUCAAGAUUUAGACGCAACAAAAAUAGCUGACUAUUAUUAAAGUCUUUAUGUAUUACCCUUAAAUAUUCCAUAUUUAUAUUUUGUAACUAAUCAUUUGUUUAUCCUCGACCAAGGGUGUUAAGUGAAACUUUUCUGACGUUGGUAGACGUCAAAAAAAAAACGAGUGACAAUUUCAAAGCUAAUAGUAGUAUGAAAAAGUUUUUAUUAGAGUCAGCAUCAUUCGGUUUAGAGAAAUGUCUACUUCACUUCUUCGAUCUCACGGAUUUUAUUAUAGAAUUUUCGUUUAUAAAGCGGGGUGAUUUGAAACUUAGUACUUACGUCAAAUUGGUAGAUGAAUUUUUCAUAAAAAAUAUUGAAUUUAAAUGCACAAAUAUUAGCACUAUGACAUGAAAUAUACUUUUUAUAAAACUUAUUAAAUAUUAAAUAGGUUUUUAAAAUUCAAACGGGAUAGAAAUAAGAGUCAGCUUACGGAAUAUGGAUAAAAUAUUUGAGAUGAACAUUUUCUUGGCUGUCUAUUGAAAAUAAAGAGACGACUACGAACAGGUGCAUAGGACGUUUACAAAAGUUUUGUAACGAUGUCAAAACGUUAGUUUUUCCAUUUGCUUUUUUUUUCUUUUUUAGAGUUCUGACCUGCUAUUUCAAUAUGAAUUGGAUUUAACUUCAUUACAGUAAUUGUAGCUAUUACAUUAUCUUGGGAACGUUAUGAGUAUUUUGUGUCCCUAAGUAAAAAAAAAUAUACAGUGUCCUGCAUAAAUACAAACACAAAAAUUUUUUUAUUCUAAUUUUCUUAGGGAAUGUUAUUCUUUUUAAAAAUUUUGAAUAGACACUAAAAAGUUUUUAAAUAUUUUGAUUAAUGUAAUUUUUUAAUUAGUAUAUAAACAAAUCUCAAAUUCUAAAAUACAUUUUUACUGCUAAUAUAUUAAUAUAGGAUAGGUUUUUCUGGAAAUAUACAGGAUAACUAAAGAAGUUCGUAUUUGGAA
Psylliodes chrysocephalus is the source of this 2816-nucleotide messenger RNA. The record is from the annotation of a GenBank genome assembly. Lineage: Eukaryota; Metazoa; Arthropoda; Insecta; Coleoptera; Chrysomelidae.